Malassezia globosa CBS 7966 is the source of this 2583-nucleotide messenger RNA. RefSeq lists its product as uncharacterized. The coding region runs from base 1 to 2583 and encodes 860 amino acids. Lineage: Eukaryota; Fungi; Basidiomycota; Malasseziomycetes; Malasseziales; Malasseziaceae. Gene Ontology annotation, biological process: regulation of DNA-templated transcription. The transcript has a single exon. Gene Ontology annotation, molecular function: DNA-binding transcription factor activity. The record is from RefSeq and is a predicted model, not a curated record.
AUGUCAACGCUGGAAUCGUCGUCUCGAGGGGGAUUUUCCCCGCUGGGUUCUAUGUUUCGCUCGAUGGAACCAGGUUCGUCUGAGUUUGAUGCUUUCAUUCACUCGGACCUGUGUGCGGGUUCCAGCGGAUCCCAGGACGUUGGCGGAAUGAACUCGUUUGCUUUUUUGCCCUAUGCGCCUCCCUCCUUGUCUAAGCAGGAUGAGUCCGCUGCUGUUCUGUCCUUAUGGCCAGGUGCCUCGGGGUCUACAGCAUCAUCCACUGCUUCUAUGAUGCCUGCUGAUCCACCGUCGUCGGGAGCUGCAUUGCGUAUGCCAGAGAGCUCGUUUUCACAGUCCUCGCUGUGGGCUUCAGCCUCCGCUUCAGGUACAGGCUCUCUAGGUCCUUCCUCUUGUGAAAGGAGCUCAGGCCUGGGAUCAGCCUCGGGUGCUGAAUCCACAUCACACGCGUCGGCGUCCUCGUCUUUGCCUAUCGACGCUCUCGCCACUCCUGCGCCACCGGUAGGCGGCAGUGCUCAUGUACCAAGGGAACAUCAUGACGAAUCACCUAUAUCGGCGAAUGUGUCACGGCAUCAGGACGGCAUGUCAUCCAUGUCGCCUGGUAGCAGCGCCUAUCCUCCUGGCCAAGGUGCAUACAUGAUGAGGCCAGGUGUUGCGCAGCAUGCAUCGGCCUCACGAUCCGCUUCGGUUAGCGCUGAAGCCAGUCCAGCACUCAGGGCAGCACCAGCUUCCACAUCAGCACCUACAUCGGCGUCAGCAGUUGCAUCGUCUAUUCCAGGUAUACCCUCGACCGCGCGCUCGCUGGAUUUACCCAUCAAGGGUGAAGAUGAUGUUGGGACCUCUCCCUCUCCCUCAACCUCUUCCAUAACCACAGCCAAAACCACCAACACAGCACCUCUCAGUGCAUCCACUACGGCUUCGACCGUGCUCGCGGGGCUAAUGGGUGAAGGAAAAUGCAUGCCCUUGCAUGCACCUACGAGCAAUGGUUCCUCCUGGUUUCAUGGGAUGGAACAGAAUAAUGCUGUGCUUUCGGGGCCUCCGCCCACGAAGCGAUCACGAUCGUCCGAGUCGCCAGAGCGAAAGACGCGCUCGGUCAGUGCUAUGGAUCCUGGCUCGAUGGAUCCCACGCGAGCGCGUGUGCUGCCGCCGCCGCGCCGCUCUGCCUCUACGGGGGCUCGGCGUCCGCCGCCGUCUGCGUCGCAAGUGACAGAGUCAGGGCUACCGUUCCCUGUGAUCGACACAUCGGCGAAGCAUUCUAGUCUGUUUGUGCCGCCUGAUACGUCGGGCCUCACGAAAAAAGAAGCACGACUUGUCAAAAACCGUGCCGCUGCCUUUCUCUCGCGCCAACGGAAGCGAGAGCAGUUUGACGAACUUGCGUCCAAGUGCCGCUCGCUCGCGCGUCUUUCUUGGCUGCUGUGGGAUGCGUUGGGUCAUGCGACGAUGGAGCCCGCGUCGCGGAUGGCUAUGAUGGCAACGCAUGGUGGGAUAGAGCAGGUGAUCCAAACGACGUUGCUGCGUGACAAACUCAAGUAUGAAUCAGAGGAUGUAUGGACGACGCUACAGCAGGUAGUGCAGCAACAUGGUUCCAUGAUUGUCGAAGGCAUCAUGGGUGACGACGUACCACCACUCAAGACAAGGACUAAUGAAAUGGUGGCUCAGUUGGCUGCCACGCAGAAAGAGUGCGACGAGCUACGCGCAGAGGUACAGCGUCUUCAGAGUGGGGCCAUGGCGACAACGCCGGCGCAGGCAUUUUCAUCCGGUGACAUCAAGGCACUGCCAGGCUCGCAGAUGCGGGCGUCUCCGAUCCAGUCGGCAACAACACAGAUACCCGGACAAGGACCAGGCAGCCUUGUGUCGAUGCCGACGAGCGGCGCCUCUCCUGCGGCUGAAUCACUCGUGCAGCUUGUGGGGCGAGCCCUCAUCCAGCUUCGCCAUGCAACGCCGGACUGCGAUGCGCAUGAACUCUUGCCUCGUGACGAUGGUUCACUCCAGUUGCGGAUGAGCGUAUCGCCGACAAGCGAUGUGUUGUUGUGCACACUGGCGUCAGAGUCGGGCGGGACAGACUCAUCUGUGCAUGCUGACGAGUUGGAUGACAAGCAAUGGCGUUGUUCUACACCCAUCGAGUCCAGUGAGGCGGCAUCUGUGCCGUCGCUCAGCACCAGCACGUCCCCGUCACUGUCAUCGCUGUCGUCUGGGAGUGCAUUUUCUCGUCGGCAUCGGCAUGUCAUUGCUUAUUACACAGGCACAGAGCGCUCAGCUUCGUUUAUGCACGAACUUCAUGCGCUUGACCUGAAUGAAUGGGUGUCGCAGUACGGUACGGCUUUGGGUGGGGGCCAGCCUGACCAUAUAUCCCGUGCAGUCCAAGACUUGCACACACGCCUCCUGCAGCGUCGUUUGGGCGUGCAGCCAGGUUGUUUCUUAGCUGCAUCCUACGAACACGAUGCGGGCAAAAAUUCACCUUGCAGGUUGACGUUGUAUGCGAAGUGUGUGGCGACACCGGAGUCUAUGGAGACGCACGCCCACUUUGUAUCGGCUGUGCGCGACACUCUGGGCGCGCUGCAUCAUGAACCUACGCAGACAUCAUAG